UUUUGAUCAUAGCAAUGGAGAAUUCCAACGGGAAAAAAACUCUGGGGAGAAGGAAAAUCCCGAUGAGGAAAAUCGAGAAGAAAUCAAGCCUGCAAGUCGCCUUCACCAAGCGCCGCGGCGGCCUCUUCCGCAAAGCCGCCGAACUCUCCAUCCUCUGCGGUGCGGAAAUCGCGAUUCUGGUGCAGUCCCCGUCGCAGAAGCUCUACGCCUUCGGCCACCCCUCCGCCGCCGCUCUCAUCAACCGCUGCGACGACUGCGGGUGCGGGGCGGCGAUGAAAAUGGUGGAGGCGGAGAAGAGACGAUCGACGGAGAAGGAGAUCAAGGAGAAACCCUACGAGGGUUUGGAACUGCACGAACUGGAGGGAAUCCGCACUGCACAGGACGAUUUUGGGGAAAAGGUUGAGAAAACAGCACUGCCUUUGCUUCAAGAAGCUGCUUCUUCGUCCAAUCAGAUCAAGAUUAACGAUCAAAUCAUCCCCACGUAUACAUUGGAUCAGAUUUGGGGGAGAGACUAGAGUUGAGAUGUCCGGAAAAUUAGGGUUUAUAUUCACUAAUUGAACUUGUUAAUGUUAAUGUCAAUGACUUCUUUUA
Messenger RNA from Salvia splendens (bonfire salvia), 591 nucleotides. RefSeq names its product agamous-like MADS-box protein AGL61. Gene Ontology annotation, molecular function: protein dimerization activity; DNA-binding transcription factor activity, RNA polymerase II-specific; RNA polymerase II cis-regulatory region sequence-specific DNA binding. The record is from RefSeq and is a predicted model, not a curated record. Gene Ontology annotation, biological process: regulation of transcription by RNA polymerase II. Lineage: Eukaryota; Viridiplantae; Streptophyta; Magnoliopsida; Lamiales; Lamiaceae. Bases 15 to 515 code for a protein of 166 amino acids. The transcript has a single exon.